AUGUCCAUGACAACCAUCUCUAGCCUUCAGCGCAUCACAGCGUCAAAGCUAGCUGAGAUGUUACUUGUCGGCGCAAACCCGCCGUCUUCGGAAGCAACCAUAGCCAUUGUUGACGUUCGAGAUGACGAUCAUAUAGGCGGGCACAUCAAGUCAUCGCUGCAUUUCCCCAGCCGCAGCCUUGACGCUACCAUGCCCACCCUAUUGCGCAAGCUCGCCGACAAGGAGAUAGUCAUCUUCCACUGCGCCUUGAGCCAGCAGCGCGGUCCUAGCGCCGCCCUAAGAUACCUUAGAGAAAAGGAGGCGACAACGUCGGCGGCGAAGAGGGCUAAAGAGGAGAAAGAGGCUAAAAGUGAGGGUAAUGCGGCCAAGCAACAGCAAGUCUACGUUCUAGAUAGGGGCUUCGUCGGCUGGCAGGAAGUCUAUGGCCCUGAUGAGCGUCUCACGGAGGCGUAUAGGAAGGAGUUGUGGGAGAAUGGGUAUUAG
Messenger RNA from Daldinia childiae, 483 nucleotides. Its product is annotated as CDC25-like phosphatase YCH1. Bases 1 to 483 code for a protein of 160 amino acids. Gene Ontology annotation, molecular function: protein tyrosine phosphatase activity. NCBI's taxonomy places the organism in Eukaryota, Fungi, Ascomycota, Sordariomycetes, Xylariales, Hypoxylaceae. The transcript has 2 exons. Gene Ontology annotation, cellular component: cytoplasm; nucleus. The record is from RefSeq and is a predicted model, not a curated record.